This is a messenger RNA of Leptinotarsa decemlineata (Colorado potato beetle), 2088 nucleotides long. RefSeq lists its product as uncharacterized. The record is from RefSeq and is a predicted model, not a curated record. NCBI's taxonomy places the organism in Eukaryota, Metazoa, Arthropoda, Insecta, Coleoptera, Chrysomelidae.
AUGCCGUUAUCACCGAUACAAGAGCCAAGAAUUUCUUCAUCUGAUACGUCCAUUGAAAAUGUGACUACUGAAAUUUCAAAUGAAGUUCAAUAUGAUCAAAAUGAAGGGAAUGAAGAGUGCACUGAAAAUAAAGAGACUAGCGAAUCGGAAACUCAUGACGAUGAUAUUGAAGAUCCAGAUUUUAAAUACCACGAGUCUGAACUUGAUACCGAUGAUGAAGAUGAGCCUAUUCCUGAAGAUAAUGAAGAUGAGCCUACUCCUGAUAAACCUCAUACUACGGUUACCAAUGUAAUCGACCCUAACAAUGAGAGAAACGUCAAUGAUGCAUGUGAAGCAGAUAUAUCCAUUCUACAUGAUCUACAAGACAUUACUGAAUCUUCUUCUUACAAUAUUUCAACAGAUCAGAAGAUCAAUGGCGGAAAGCGAAAGGGAAAUAAAGGAAAAAACUUUUGUUUAUUUUGUUGUGAACCUGUGCUCAAUUUUUCCAGACAUCUGAUGCGGAAUCAUAAAUAUGAAACUCAAGUUCAGAAACUUCUCUCGUAUCCUAUAGGAAGUGAAGAGAGAAAGAAGUUUUUAACGAUCCUAAGAAAAGAAGGAAAUUUUAUUAAUAAAAAUCAAACUAAAAAGCCUAUUAAGCGGCCUAUUCACAAUGAAAAUAUUUUACCAUGCGAUAACUGUAAAGGAUUUUAUUCUUCAAAAUCUCUUUGGCGCCAUAGAAAAAAAUGUAUUGGUUCUGUUGGUAGAGAACACCAGGUACGAGGGGAAAAUAUGUUAUUAAAAAACCUCAGAGUCGACACAAAAUUGAAGGAAAUGGUAUUUCCUCGGAUGAAAUUAGAUGGAAUAUCUCGUGCCGCUAAAGAAGAUAUACUCAUUUGUGCGUUUGGUUCUAAAUAUCUGAAAACUCAUCGCGACAAGUAUUGUGUCAAUGUUGUAUCCAGAAAGAUGAGGGAACUAGCAAGAUUAUUGAUCGAAAUGAAACAACGAAAUCCAUCCAUUAGAACUUUUUUUGAAGCAUUACAUCCAUCUAAUUUCGAUAUAUUAGUUGAAGCAGCUAAAUCUGUAUCAAGGUACGAUUCCGAAAAAGAGUCUUUCGAAUCCCCUUCUUUUGCUAUAAACAUCCGUCCUACCAUCAUACAGUGCUGUGAAAUAGCUAUUUUGUAUGUGCUGAAAAAAAAAGAAGUUUAUGGAACGUUAAUAUCGGCGAAUGCAGAAGGAGAUUUGAAAACUCUCAUUAGACUAGUGGAAAGUCAGUGGCAUAGCGAAAUAUCAUCCCAAGCUAUGAGUGAUCUCAAUACGAAUAAAUUCAAUAAAAUCACAAUCGUUCCUUUGGCUACCGAUUUGAAGUUAUUGAAGGAACAUCUGAUUUCUGAAAGUCAAAGUGCCAUAGAACAACUUCGCGCUGACGGAAAUAACGCAUCUGCAUACAAAACACUUCUGGAGACAAUUUACUGUCGCAUUAUACUUUUGAACCGCAGAAGACCAGGAGAAUUGCAGCGAUUACCUUUACACUUAUAUGAAAAAGUUGAGAAAAACCCUUCGAAUUAUGAAGAAUUCUCCUCAAUUGUGACACCCACAGAAAAAAUUUUAUUAGAAAAUUUCAGAAGGGUUGUUAUGAAAGGAAAAAGAGGAAGAGGAGUGCCCAUUCUUAUCAGUCCUGAUGUUCAAGAAAAUAUAAAGCUUUUACUUGAUCUGAGAAAAAACUUCAUCAAUUCGAAAAAUGUGUAUCUAUUUGCUAAUAUAGGUACACUUCAACCAAUUUCUGGUUAUAAAGUGCUCAGAAAGUACGCUUUCAAAUGUGGUGCUAAAAAUCCAAAUGCGCUGACCGCCACACGUCUGAGAAAACACCUAGCUACUCUGUGUCAAGUAUUCAGUAUGUCAGAAAAUGACAUUAAACAACUUGCAACAUUCAUGGGACAUACUGUUGGAAUACAUCGAGGUUCCUAUAGAAUGCCUGACGAUGUAUACCAAACAGCGACUAUUUCAAAGUUAUUACUUUUAAUGGAGAAGGGAGAAGCAAAUCAAUUCAAAGGAAAGUCUUUGAGUGAAAUCGAUUUGAAUCUUGAAGAAGAAACAGAAGGAACAGAAUGA